CUCCCUCCACCACCAUGCAGCCAUGACAGAGAUCUGGUCUACAAAGACGCCAUCUUUUUCUCGGUCCACAAGUUUGUCGGAGGACCAGAGACCCCGGGAGUCCUGGUGGCAAAGAAACACCUCUUUCGCAACAUUUCCUCUGCUCCAAGCGUUCCUGCCGGAGGAACAGUGUCAUUUGUGACCCCGACUACUCAGCACUACUGGAAGAAGAUCGAGUUACGCGAGGAAGGGGGGACUCCUCAGAUAAUUGGUUCAAUUAGAGCUGGGCUCGCAAUUCACCUGAAAGAAGCUGUUGGAGCUGAAACGAUAGAAGAGAUCGAAUCCGCAUACAGUUGCAAGAUAGUGAAGGAAUGGAGAGGAAUGCAAGAGCUGUACCUGGCCGGUCCCCAGACCGUUCCAAAACUGCCGACAUUCUCGUUUGUGGUACGGCACGUGGACAGCGGCCGGUUCCUCCACCACAACUUUGUGAGCUCCGUUCUGAACGACGUGUUUGGGAUCCAAUCUCGAGGAGGAUGUAUGUGCGCAGGACCUUACGCUCAGAUUGUGCUGGGUAUAGAUGAGCCUCUGGCCCAGAAAUACAUCAUGGAGGGUUCUCAUUUCCCCGAGGAGAUGAGAGAGGCCCUGAAACCUGGAGUCACUCGCAUCUCCUUCCCUUACUUCAUGAGUGAAGAGGUCGUGGAGUUUGUCAUUGAGGCCGUCCGGAUGGUAGCCAGAGAAGGCUGGAAACUCCUACCUCAGUAUGACUUCCUUCCAGAGACGGGGACAUUUCGUCACUGUCGCCAGUCUCAACUGCCCAGUCCUCCGAGGAUCAGAGACAUCACCUACGCCAGCGGUGGAGACAUGGUCUCUCCCACCACACCCCUGUCCAGUCACCCCUGCACCAUUUCUCUACAGCAGGGAGUAUUGGAAGAGGCUAAACUACUGUUUGAGAGAGCGGCGGAGGAGAGCGUUCCUCGCUCCAGCCAGCUGGCCCGGGACUAUUCAGCUCUGAUGCUCCUCGGGAAAGAGAUGGAGGAGAUGAGGUGGUUCAUGGUUCCAUAUGAAGCCCACCUGUACCUCACCGGUUCCUGUCCCCCUGUGAUACGAGUCCCGUUUGAACCGAGGGACUACACGCACGGUGACUGGUACAGCAGUCAGUACUUGAAUGAGUGGAACAAACACUGGAACCCUCACUACUGGGAAGAGACAAAGAGGGAGAGAGAAUUGGGGGAAGACCCUGUUAUUAUCCACCAGUGGCAGUGGACUAUUUACCCAGCCAAUCGAAGCCCCACCCACAAGAUCCAGUUACAGCCAAUCAGAGACAAGGGGCCAGGAGGAAUGCGGGAAAAGAAGGCGUUUGCGUCGAUGGAGUGUCUGUAUAGCGAGAGAGAGGCGGAGAGUGGAGAG
Geodia barretti is the source of this 1386-nucleotide messenger RNA. The record is from the annotation of a GenBank genome assembly. NCBI's taxonomy places the organism in Eukaryota, Metazoa, Porifera, Demospongiae, Tetractinellida, Geodiidae.